Molecule: messenger RNA, 6135 nt
Organism: Esox lucius (northern pike)
Lineage: Eukaryota; Metazoa; Chordata; Actinopteri; Esociformes; Esocidae
Product: trafficking protein particle complex subunit 10
Exons: 23
Coding region: 144-3995 (1283 amino acids)
Biological process (GO): intra-Golgi vesicle-mediated transport; early endosome to Golgi transport
Cellular component (GO): TRAPPII protein complex
Molecular function (GO): protein binding
Source: RefSeq, a predicted model, not a curated record
GGUAGUCGUCAUCGUGUCAAGGAGAUACAGGAAAUGAAUAGGAAACAGGGCCCUAAUUCGAUGUAAGCAGACAUUUACAGUGUAACAACACCAGUGAUAUUGUUCACGUUUAAAUGGAGGACUAAUGUUGACUCUCGGAAUCCAUGGAGGCCCAUGAAGAAAAGCCAAUAAUCUACACUAUGGAAAACAAGCCGAUAGUGACAUGUGCUGGCGACCAGAGCCUGUUCACUUCCCUUUACACCUCUCUGGCACAGCAGCUACCAAAGGAGCCAAUGGAGUGGAGGAGGUCCUAUGGGCGUGCACCAAAGAUGAUUCACCUCGAGGCCAAUUUUGUUCAGUUCAAAGAGGAGCUGCUUCCCAAGGAUGGAAACAAAGCCUUGCUCACCUUCCCCUUUCUGCAUAUAUAUUGGACAGACUGUUGUGACACGGAGGUGUACAAGGCAUCAGUGAAAGAGGACAUGCAGCGAUGGCAGAACAUCCUGCGGCUGCACAGCUCUGUGGACUGGCUCAUCGUGGUGGUGGAGAGCGACGCCAAGAAGAAGAACAAGACCAACAUCCUGCCGCGCACCUCCAUCGUGGACAAGAUCCGCAACGACUUCUGCAACAAGCAGAGCGACAGGUGUGUGGUACUGUCGGACCCACUGAAGGAGUCUUCGCGGUCCCAGGAGUCGUGGAGCUCCUUCCUGACCAAGCUCCGCACCCUGCUGUUGAUGUCCUUCACGAAGAACCUGGGCCGCUUCGAGGACGACAUGCGCACGCUCCGCGAGAAGCGCACCGAGCCCGGCUGGAGCUUCUGCGACUACUUCAUGGUUCAGGAGGAGUUGGCCUUUGUUUUUGAGAUGCUGCAGCAGUUUGAGGACGCCCUGGUCCAGUACGACGAGCUGGACGCUCUCUUCACUCAAUAUGUCCUCAACUUCGGGGCAGGAGACGGAGCCAACUGGCUGGGCUCGUUCUGUGCCCCAGUCCGCAGCUGGAACGGGCUGCUCUUGCGGCGGCCCAUCGACAUGGAGAAGCGCGAGCUAAUCCAGCGCGGCGAGGCCAGCCUGCUGGACCUCCGCAGCUACCUGUUCUCUCGCCAGUGCACGUUGCUUAUAUUCCUCCAGAGGCCCUGGGAGGUCACCCUGCGAGCACUGGAACUCCUGCACAACUGCGUCCAGGAGCUGCGCCUGCUGGAGGUGUCCGUGGUGCCGGGGGCGUUGGACUGCUGGGUGUUCCUCAGCUGUUUGGAGGUCCUGCACCGGAUCGAGGGCUGCUGCGACCGUUCCCAGCUAGAGGCCAACUGCUCCCAUACUGUCGGCCUGUGGACCUACGCCACAGAGAAGCUCAAGUCUCUGGGUUACCUGUGCGGCCUGGUGGCAGAGAACGGGCCCACCUCAGAGGACCUGAACCGCACUGUGGACCUGUUGGCUGGCCUGGGGACCGAGAGACCAGAAACAGUUAACAGCAUGCAAAGCCCUUACAAGAAACUCAAGGAGGCCUUAUCGUCCGUGGAGGCGUUUGAAAAACACUAUCUGGAACUAUCUCAUGCUGCUGUGGAGAUGUACAGAGCCAUUGGCAGGAUGCGCUCUGCCCGGCUUGUUGGGAAGAGUCUGGCCGAGUUUUACAUGAGGAAAGGUGACCCGGAGAGAGCCGAGGGCUUCCUGGAGGAGUCUCUGAGGUUGUACGUAGCGGAGGGGUGGAGCCUGCAGGUGACACACACCAGGAAACAGAUGGCCGAGUGUCAGAAGCUCCUGCGACAGACGGACGACUACCUGCAGACCAGUGCCCUGCUGGCGGGCGAUGCCAACCUGAACCAGGAGGAGAGGACGCACUUCUGCCAGGAGAUCCUUUCCUUCGCUAGCCAGCCCCCGGGACCAUCCGACCAGACUGUGGCUCUGAGCAUGGCGGCGUUCGCCCAGCUGCGCCAGCUUCAGUUCAGCCCACCUGGUGCCGUGGUGCACGUGGGCGCCGCUCUGCAGCUGGAGCUGCGCGUCCGCUGCCUGAUGCCGGUGGCCGUGCACGUGGGGCAGCUGGCCGCCACCCUGCACUUCAGCCUGGAGCAGGGCGGGGCGAGGGGCCGGGCGGGCAGCUCCCAGAGGAGGCCGGGCCAGGGGCCACAAGGCCAGGGGGACGGGGUGGUGCUGUUCCCGCAGGGGAGCCCCCUUUCCGGGGCCGGCUGCUCGCUCACCCCGGCCCUGGAGCUCUACGAGAUGCAGGACCGCAGCCCGUCCGAUAGCUCGCUCAACUCGGCGGGGGUGGUGUGCAAGAAUGUGCACCUGCUGCUGCGACGCCACGACAGCAACGCCUCGCUGGACACCCCCACCGCUGGGGUGCUCCCAGCGGCGGUCGCCGUGGACGACGGGGCCCAGAUGCUGAGGGCUCGCGACGUGACCCUUCAGCCCGGCGACAACAGCAUCCUGUUCACAGCUCCGACGGGAGAGCCUGGAUCGUACACGUUGCGUCAGUUGUGCGGCAGCGUGGGGAGGGUCCAGUUUGUUCAGUCUCACAUCUACCCUGUGGUGCAGUACGAAGUCUACUCCCAGGAGCCCCAGCUGACCAUUGAGCCUCUCUCAGACAACCUGUUGGCAGGGAUCCCCCAGAGGGUGAAGUUCACCAUAGCCACUGGCCACUACAGCAUCAAGAAGGGCGACGCUUUGCAGCUCAGCAACACAGACUCCAUGCCCAUCCUCCAUUCCAGCCGCUGCUCUGCCACCAUCCUGUCCAGCACCGGAGGUCAGCUUCCAUCCCCUCAUGAGCACAUGGGGGAGAGGGCUCUGUCCAUCCAGUCUUCUGAGAAGGUGACCAGCAUUUCACUACCCCCCACUCCUCCCUACCACACCCUGGAGUUCCAGCUGGAGGUGCUCUGCCACAUCCCCCCCGCGCCCCUCAAGCUCGACAGUGAACGUCUCACCAACGGCGAAGUCCGCCACCGGUCCAAGAGCCGGAGCCACGCCGACAGUGCCAUGAUCCACAUUGACCAAAAGGUCUCUAUCGACUGUCCUUGGUCCAUAUACUCUACGCUCAUAUCCCUGACGUUUUACGUCCCUUUCAAAGCCAAACACACACUACUCUCUGCAGGAAGAAGGAAGUACAUCCAGGUGUGUCUCCAGAAUGUGUCCGACAGCAACUUCCACUUGGCCGACCCGGUUCUCGUAGAGCGCCAGCCUACAACUACUGUGGAGCUGCUAUCACUUAACGCUAAAAGACAACAGCUGGUGUGCAGCCAGCAGUCUUUGUUCUGCCUGUGGGAGAUGCGUUGGGCCAAAGACCUGCCACCGUGCCUGCAGUGUGAGUUCUCCGCCAGCUUCGUACCCAUCUCAGCCUUGGACCCGCCCGCCGCGUUCAAAACCUACCGAUACGAGUUCCAGCUGGACCGGGUGUCUACGCUUUACAGUGUGAAGGCCGAGAUCUGCCCGGCGUCCGGCGACAAGCAUUGUCGCACCGGCACCCUCUGUGGCCUGGAGGUGUCCAUCACACGGCAGGCAGAGCCCAGCGAGACCGAAGGGGAAGAGGAAGAGUCUACAGAAAUAGAAGGACUGAAGACCACCAAGCUCAUGUAUGAAGUGGUGGAUAACAGUAGUAACUGGGCGGUGUGUGGUAAGAGCUCAGGGGUAGUGUCUAUGCCCGUGGCUCCCAGCGCCACACACAGGGUUCAGAUGGAGGUCAUGCCCCUGUUCGCCGGGCACCUGCCCUUCCCCAACAUCAAAGUGUUCAAGUACCUGCCCCACAGUGCCGCCCAGGUCAUUCAGCCUGACACAGAUAGUUGCUUAGAAAAUGACAACCUUUCCCUUCUGGACAAAGGUCUGGAUGACCAAGGCGACACGGCCAGCAUCCGUAGCCGAGGCAGUGUUCACUCGGUGGGCAGCGGGGAGCAGCAGCGGGAGCAACAGAGAGGUCUGCCCAUGCCCCGCCUGGAGCCCUUCAGUCCGGGGCAGGUGUUCAACUGGACCCAGGGGCGGCAGGUUCUGGUGUUGCCCGCCACCGACGACCACGUAAUGGAGGUUAACGUCACAUGACCCCUGUGGGCCAACCCCUCUGUCCCUCCGCUGCCGAGCCCGCACCACGAUUGGAACCUGGACCCUGACCUCUGUGGUUUAGGCCCUAACUGUGGUUCUGGGAACGGGAGGUUGCCCGGCUGCAGGGAACUGACUCUGGAUCUUCUCUCAGGACUCAUUGUUGGCUGACCCGCGGCCCCCGCGCCUGCCUGCAGAACGCACAAGCAGUCGUGCUUGAGAGCCUGAGAAAUCCAUCUCCUGUAUUUCUUUUGCCUCGAUCUAUUUCAGUCUUCACUGAUUCUCAUCUGACCCCCCCACCGCCCUACCCUCCCCACCAACCCGCUCAGACCAAUGGGUGAAGCUGUAAACCCAGCUCUUACGUCGGUUCUUGGUCUAUAGACACACAGUCAACCACUUACAGCUGUUUAGAGAACCCAACUAAUUUGAACCGGCCCUACGACUCAUAUCUGCUAGCUGGUGUUUUGGACAAGAAUGUAUGGUUGUGGUUGUGUUGAUUCAUGUGUGUGUCUGUCUGCGCAUGCCAUGACAGGUUUAUAAAAGAUGGCGGAAAGUGAGUUCAGUUGUGUGCGUGUGUGUGGAUGUUUCUUGGUAGCCGUAUCCUCUUUUCUUUGCUCCGGCCAUGGCGCCAUCCUCUGGCCACUUCAAUACGUACAUAUUAUUCAAGAGGAAUUACUGUACUGUGUCAAGGCUGAACCAAAAAACUUGUCUCCAGGGAUACUUAACCAUUUUUUUCUCAGACCAUGUGUGAGAGGCAUUUAACCCCAGUAUCUAGCAACUACGGUUUCAGUUCUGAAGGAGGAUAUAAUGUAUUUUGCCUUAUUUAAUUUUAUUCACUGAAAUGGACUCAUUCAAGUGUCAGGGAGACCUGGAGGAAAUCAAAGUGAGAUGAAAUGGCUUAUUUUCAGAUACUUUUUUUCGGGGGGGGGAGUUGCCGUCUGUUUGAAGUGUUUUACAGUUGCUGUCACAACUAUCAUGUGUUUUGCGGUCAGACGUCAUGUGGUUUGCUUCAGAGAUAGGCAACUCCAGUCCCCGCAGGGCCCGCUGCAGUGGCACCCUUAACCCAUAUCCCUGGCAAACACGGCUAAUUUAAAUUAAUGGCAGUGUAAACUAAAGAUUACGUUCUUUAUUGGACACUGGUGUAUUAGCUGAGGCUGGCAGGAAAGUGUAACACUAAUUAAACCCCCUGAAGGCUGGAGUUGGCCAAUCCCUGGUCUUCAGAAAUGCUGAGCCGGUACAUCCUUGCGUUCGGGAAAGAAACAACAAGGUGUCCGAGCUCUUUUGUUUCACUGACGUUCACUGUUGCUACGGCGACAAGUGUCAGGACCAGCAAGUCGCCCCCCCCCCCCCCCCCCCCCGUUGAUAACAUGGAACAUUGAGGCUUGUGUAAAUGCAAAGUUUGUUCGUUGACCUCUAUUUUUGUACUGUUUUCCUGCCGGGCCUGUUUCUGGCUGUUGGUCCGAGCCUGUAAGCUGAGUGGUUGGUAUCUACCGGAGGCCUAUGAGGGCUUUGGGCCUGAGGCCUAAGCACACCUUAUAGCGCACCCACCCAGCCAUAAUCCUGUCCGAUAUCCCUCCACUCCUAGCAGAAUCCCACCGAGCAAGUGUUCACGUCCAGGACCAAAAGCAAAAGGCGUUCCCUCUCCGUCUGACUGGGUUAAUGAGAGAGCCGCUCCUACUCAGAAUCCAUGUACAAAAGGGACAUGUAAGCAACACCGGCCUGUCUUUGGGACGCGACGGUGUAGUCUGGUGUUCCGGUAACUUAUUAACUAGUUGCGGGGAGAAAAACAUGUAUGAAAGAAGAAACAUGAAGACUAGUCGUUAUCUGUGCUUCUCAUGUACACAUCUUUUGUGUCCAACUCUGUAUUUAUGUUCUUUUUCUUUUUUUUUUUAAGUAAUAUUAUUUAACGGCAAAAGGCUGGAAGGGACGGUAGCAUCAGUCACUCUCACAGGAACAAAUAAUGACCUUGGAAUCUGCCCAGUGAUUAGUUUUUUCUUUCAAGGGUCAUGGGUCACUCAAAUCAGAUUUUCAUAUUUGUAUGUAAAUUAUUCCAUUGGAACUCAGCACCACGGAUUGUAUUAAUUAUUUAAACGUAAAUAAUAUGGAUGCAUUAUACAGUUAAAUAAAUAUACCUAUGUUUUAA